AUGCUAGGAGUUUCCGGGUUAAUAGACAGUUCAGGGGACGGCGCCGCGGCGGCUGAAGCUCAGGAAAGUGGUGGUGCUAUUGGUGGCACUGGUGGUGGUCAAGUGGGUGUGUUUGAGACAAUUACUGGUGGAUUCAGUGAAGAAGAGAAGGUGAGAAUGGAGGAAGGAGAGAGAAAUUCUGGUGGAAACCGGUGGCCUAGACAAGAAACACUGGCUCUUUUGAAGAUAAGAUCGGACAUGGAU
Ilex paraguariensis (yerba mate) is the source of this 243-nucleotide messenger RNA. NCBI's taxonomy places the organism in Eukaryota, Viridiplantae, Streptophyta, Magnoliopsida, Aquifoliales, Aquifoliaceae. The record is from the annotation of a GenBank genome assembly.